GGGAUAUACUGUGGUGGUCAUCUUUGGAGUGUAUUUUAUAAUACAGUAUAUUUUCAUAGGUCAUGAUAACAGAGAACAGUAUGUGGAAAAUGCAUUUACAGAUGAACCAUGCAACUGCACACCAAAGGAUAUCAAUGAUCUGAGCCAUGCAUUUAUUGGCCAUGCAUCACCAAGCCAUGCAUUCUCAGUUCACACGCAAAAUUCUAAAAAUAAUUCAAAAUAUAAAAUGAAUCAAUCAAUGAUAAAUUCUACUUAUCAUAAUGAGGAUAUUAACAUUUUCAUGUUUUAUAAAGUUGUAUACAACAGACUUGCCAAAUGUGGCAGCACUAGUGUCAUAACAAUUUUACAAAAUCUCGUUUUGAAAAAUGGAUUUGCGCUAACAGAUCGUCGUGGAUUUGGAAGUUCAAGGUCAGUUGUGAAUGAAGUUGUUGCUAUGGCGUCACCAGGGAUUUACAUCAAACACCAUGACUUCAUAAAUUUCACCUCAUAUAACACAUCACAACCAGUAUUUAUCAAUAUCAUUCGUCAUCCAGUUGAUCGUGCGAUAUCAUCAUAUUACUACACCAGAUGGCAGCAGGGUGUUUUCAAUCAAACCCUCGAAGAAUGCAUCGCACGAUUCACUUACAGUUACUGUGCAAUUUCAACAACAUAUUCAUUAGAUCGGCUAUGUGGAACAAAAUGUACUUUAGAACAGACGAAGAAACACAUUGAAAAAUACUACUUCUUCAUUGGAGUUGUGGAACAUUUUAAUUCAACCAUGGAUGCCCUUGAGUUGAUUCUACCAUUGUAUUUCAAGGGUUGGAAAUCUGUUGCAGAAGAUUGUAUCGAUCUGAACACUGCACAUAUGAAGAAGACACCGCCAAGUGAAAAUACAUUGAAAAAGCUGAAAUUUGUUUUGAGCUCAGAGCUGGAAUUAUAUAACUUUAUAUUGCAGCGUUUUCAUAGAACUUUGAAAAAUCUUAACAUAUUUGU
Molecule: messenger RNA, 972 nt
Organism: Owenia fusiformis
Lineage: Eukaryota; Metazoa; Annelida; Polychaeta; Sabellida; Oweniidae
Source: the annotation of a GenBank genome assembly